CAUCACCGGAAAUCGAACACCAAAGUGAAAGCGACUAGAGAUGAUUCGUGAAUGGUUUCUAUUUACCUGGCAUUUCUUUGCUGUCCUCUAAUUGAGACGACAAAAAAGUAAAAUCAACACGUUAUAAUGCGGAGUAGAUUUUUAGAACUAUUGCUACUUAUUUUUCUCGAAGGAUUGCGAUUUUAUUCAGUGUUUUCGGCCAAUUCUGUAGAUGGGGCAGGUGCUCCAAAGUCUUAUGACUUACCAGCAAAUUGUGGUCAAAAGUUUUCAAUUCAGCCUAAAUCAGAGUUGACAUUAUAUCUAACAAGGACAUCGCGUUCAUGGCGAUAUAUAAUCUUCCAAGCCCAUUCCUUAUAUAGAAACAAUUUGGUCUCUAAGGAUGCAGGAUUUUCUCAUGAGACCACAGACUUUGGACAAAAUGCAGCAGUCCUCUUGGAGCUACCAUACAUGGGCCAGGGAGUGGCUUAUUGCCCAUUCUAUGUGAAGUCAAAUUUUACAGAAACCUAUAACCUAGAUGUGAUAUCAGUGCCGUAUGAUGAUGGAGUGCCAUUCCCUGGAGGUUGUUGCCUAACAUGUAACAUGGAUGUUGACCCAAAUAUAAAACUAAAAUACACAUCAGCAAAAACCACCUUGACAUUCUCAUUUGCAAAUGUUUUCUUCAGAAGAAAUGAUAAAGAGCCUCCCUGUGAUGGGAAUACACACCCUAACAUGAACCCUUAUCAUUUCCGUCUCAAGUAUGACAUUUAUCAGAUGUUUCUUCCUGAGGGAGACUUAUCAGAAGAUUCCCUCUUUAGUUAUAUGGAGAAAAUGGCCUAUCCUAAUGUCAUUAAAACAUAUGGAACAAAGGUUUCCAGUCUCCAAGCACCCUCCCUACCCCUAGUGUCCUUUGACACAUUGUUAGGACAAGGGGUCAUUUACAAUAUCAUAGUUCAUGACCCAACCACCAACAAGGAGGCAGCUUACUCUCCUGUGCACACCUAUGGAUGCAGUUUUACCUCAAAGAUUGACGGCUGCAAGUCAAUAGUUUCUACUGUCAAUAAGGUGUUUGCUGUCCUUGGAGCAGCUGUUGGUCUUGUCAUGUGUUUCUGUGGUCAUAGAUUAUUUAAGCUAUCCCUCUUUCUUGGUGGCUUGGUAAACUUUGGCUUCAUCUUUUUUUUAAUACUUGCAGAGAUGACUUCUAUAACACACUUAGGUCUUAUGCUUUUGAGUGCUGGUAUUGGAGUAUUCUUUGGAUUGGCAGUGUUCACGCUGUGGUGGUUUACAGAAUACACACGAUGCUGUUUGCUCACUAAUGCUCUAUUUCUUGGAUUUAUUUGUGCUGGCUGUGUCUUGUUUAGCCCUUUAGGCGAAUCAGACAUAUGGCAAAGCGACUUUGACUAUGGGAUGGUCAUUGUGUGUAUUACUGUUGUUAUCCCGUUUCUUUUGCUUCCAUGGCCAAAAGUGUUGAGUAUUGUGUAUACAUCAACCUUGUCAGCUUAUGGAGUGAUUUUAGGCAUGGAUGUGUUUUUGCAUACCAGUCUCUCAUACAUUCUGCUCAACAUUGUCAUACGUGCAAUUGAAACAGACUACAGCAAUGUCAUUGUGCGAAGGCCGUUCCAAACAAACGACAUCGUCCUGGCCUGUUGCUGGGGUUUCUUGGCAUUGUGUGGAAUAGCAAGCCAGUUUUAUACAAACAGGAACCGCCUUGAUUUCCCGAAAAGUGGCUACUUAGAAAUGAAACGGGUGAAGCGAUAUUAUGACAGAGAUAAAAUAGACGAAAGAACGCCAAUACUUAUUAACACCCAGGGAUUCACGAACAAUGAAAUCUGCUGAAAUGACAAAUAUACAAUAGUUUUGUGCUAUACACUAGGGAUUUGUAAAAUGACCUCUGGUUGAUAGCUUCUAACAUGCUUUUUUACUGUGCAUACGCUCUGCCAGAGAUGGGAUAUCUGUAAUCUGCCCCCUCCCUAAUAUUAAUAAUAUUAAUAUAUAUAUAUAUAUAUAUAUAUACCACGAAACAGACCUGUAGGGAAACCUAUGUAGUUUGUAUUUUUCUCAAACCAACACUAUAUAUAUAUAUAUAUAUAUAUAUAUAUAUAUAUAUAUACAGUUGUUAAAAAAAAAAAUGUUGACCCAACCAGAAAUACAUAUAUAUAGAUACCUUUUUUCUUUCCAUCAAAUUUUGACAGCUAAAAAUAUGGUACAAUAUGGUAAUAUAUAUAUAAAUCAGCAAUGAACGACUCAGUUCAUCCAGGUAAAUUAGUUUAAUACAGUUCUGUUUCGUUGUUCCACUCCUCAGUUAAACUACCGUUUCAUCUCUACAAGCCUGUUUCGUGGUUGCCCACUCAUCAGGAGAUUUAUUAAGAAUAUAUUACUACCAUCACUUAUAUACUAUCUAUGUAUAAGAUUAACAUAAAAAUAGGGCGCGAAAUUUGAAUGGCUGUUAUGAUGAAAUUGAUUAGUUCAGCUGUUGCAUAACAAGGCUUUGUUCCUGUGGCGGCACGAAGACACUAGCUCGUUACGCUUGUUUAAAGUUGAUAGCUUGGGUUAGCGGAUAAUGUUAAGCUUUUCUUUGAGGCAGAGAUUACAUCUUUUGCUAGAGCUGUUGUUAACAACUAUAUAUAUAUAUUUUUUUUAAUAUUAGGGAGGGGCACACUUGCACUUGCGUGGUAGGAUGAAGUUUAACAAAGAAUUCCCAUUUCUCACACGGCAUGCUAAGAUUACCGGGCGAUGUACAAGAUUACCUGCAUAGUUAAAGACCACAGAUAAUCCUACCCUGAGCACCAUAGGCUCCAAGCUCACCCACAAAGCGGCGACAACGAGGGCUUCUCGUAGCCGAAACCGCCGCUAACACAAACUAGCGAAGCCUCGGGUCAAAGUGAUCCCGUGUAGCCACAGCUUUACCUUCUUAUGAAUGAAAUUGCCAUGUACAGACAACAUUUGUAAAAAUCAUAUAAUAUCAAUUUAUUUUGAGAUAAACGUUUGAUUUUGCAAAAA
Messenger RNA from Nematostella vectensis (starlet sea anemone), 2976 nucleotides. RefSeq names its product transmembrane 7 superfamily member 3. The transcript has 12 exons. The record is from RefSeq and is a predicted model, not a curated record. Lineage: Eukaryota; Metazoa; Cnidaria; Anthozoa; Actiniaria; Edwardsiidae. Bases 127 to 1812 code for a protein of 561 amino acids.